Molecule: messenger RNA, 399 nt
Organism: Micromonas pusilla CCMP1545
Lineage: Eukaryota; Viridiplantae; Chlorophyta; Mamiellophyceae; Mamiellales; Mamiellaceae
Exons: 1
Coding region: 1-399 (132 amino acids)
Source: RefSeq, a predicted model, not a curated record
AUGAUCCCGCCGAGCUUCGCGGGGUCGUCCGACGGCCGCGUCUUGGUCUCCUUGCCCGUGAAUUUCGUCUUCAAAUUGCUCGAGUACGGAAGCGGCGGCAGCGACGCCGUCGGCGUCGCGCUCAGCGUCCCGGGCCCGUUGCUCCCCACGCCAACCUUCGUGAGCCUGAAGUCCUUCAUCCCCUGCGUCUCGUCCAAGUACGGCCUCCGCUUCCCGACGUGCGCCGCGCCGAGGGAGGACGAGUACGUCGGAUCCGUCGAGAGCGUCUGCGCGUACAGCGGGUUGUCGCCGCCGCCGCCGACGGGGCGCGCCUCGUACAUGGCCGCGUUACCCAUCGGGUUCUCUCCCGCGCGUUGCAUCAGCACGGCUUCUUCCUGUUACGUAUGGAUUUUAUGGUGA